UUUAAAAUACCACGAGAUCAACGGGGUCAAUGCCAAGGCCGAAGAGACAACUUAAACGGGCGGCUGCCCGUGAUACUCAAGACCCAGGACAAGCACGCAGGCCAGGCCGGCGCAGGGCUCAACGCCAACAGACCAACAAUAACGAACAAAAUGUCCAGGCUCAACUGGCACCCCCUCAGCCCCAGGCAGUCCAACUACCCCAGGCAGCCCCACAGCAUCAGGCGGCACUGUUACAACAGGCAGCCCCACCACAGCAAGCCCAGGAUCAGGCGGGUCCUGUCAGAGUUUGGAUUGUCGGAUCUUCUAUCAUCAAACGAGCAGCUAUGAGUGCAGUAUCAAGACAGGGGGGGGGGGGGGGCUUAAUCUUAAUCUCGAGAAUACUUCAGUCUUAUGGCAGGGAUAUAGUGGCAUGA
This is a messenger RNA of Magallana angulata, 413 nucleotides long. RefSeq names its product lethal(3)malignant brain tumor-like protein 3. The coding region runs from base 30 to 413 and encodes 127 amino acids. The transcript has 2 exons. The record is from RefSeq and is a predicted model, not a curated record. NCBI's taxonomy places the organism in Eukaryota, Metazoa, Mollusca, Bivalvia, Ostreida, Ostreidae.